Aspergillus terreus NIH2624 is the source of this 633-nucleotide messenger RNA. RefSeq names its product WD40 repeat domain-containing protein. The record is from RefSeq and is a predicted model, not a curated record. Gene Ontology annotation, biological process: mRNA splicing, via spliceosome. Lineage: Eukaryota; Fungi; Ascomycota; Eurotiomycetes; Eurotiales; Aspergillaceae. Gene Ontology annotation, cellular component: catalytic step 2 spliceosome. The coding region runs from base 1 to 633 and encodes 210 amino acids. Gene Ontology annotation, molecular function: protein binding. The transcript has 3 exons.
AUGCCUUUGAAAAAACAAUUUCCCACAACAUUAACUCAUGUCCUCAAAACACACAAUGGACCGGUCAACGCCGUUACAUUCUCCAGCUAUCCUGGCACCUACGUCCUAAGCGGAGCCGCAGAUCGCGCAGUACACCUGUCGCGUGCGAUCACCAAUAACAGCGGCUCCUCACCCACGGAGACCUCUACCCCCAUCCAGAAGUACGAAGCCCACGGCUACACUGUCCUCGAUAUCGCCGUCGCCGCGGACAACGCGCGGUUCGCCAGCGUCGGCGGCGACCGCCAGGUCUUCCUCUGGGAUGUCGAGCAAGGGAUUACGGCAUUUGAGACGGAUGAAUCCGCCGUCGGUGCUGGAGGCCCGAGGCGAUACCGUAACAGCGAGCUGCGGGUGCGGUCUGUGUUUGCGCAGGGCGAUGCGGUCGUGCUGAGCGGCAGCGAGGCAGAUAAGGAGAGUGGAUACGAUGAUGCGGCGGUGUUUGCGUGGGAUGUGCUUAGUGGGGAGGUCGUGGGUUGUGUUUCUGCGGGGGAGGGCGUGCGGGUGGUGAGCUGCGUGGCGUGGAAUGAGAAGGGGGGUUGUUGGGCUGGGGGUUGUUCUGAUGGUAUCUAUCCCCUUCCCUUUACUUUUUGCGGUUAG